This is a messenger RNA of Schizosaccharomyces cryophilus OY26, 1759 nucleotides long. RefSeq names its product nitrogen permease regulator family protein. The record is from RefSeq and is a predicted model, not a curated record. Gene Ontology annotation, molecular function: GTPase activator activity. Gene Ontology annotation, cellular component: vacuolar membrane; GATOR1 complex. The transcript has a single exon. Gene Ontology annotation, biological process: negative regulation of TORC1 signaling; positive regulation of autophagy. The coding region runs from base 150 to 1379 and encodes 409 amino acids. NCBI's taxonomy places the organism in Eukaryota, Fungi, Ascomycota, Schizosaccharomycetes, Schizosaccharomycetales, Schizosaccharomycetaceae.
UGGUCAAGAACAAUGUCGCAUCGUUUCUUUUGACCUAUGCUUCUCCCAUACCUAAUACAACUUCUUUCAAAUACGUAUUUACGCAAUAAACAAGUACGUUCAACAGCUUCAAAUAAAAUCGGACUUUCUCAGUAAUUACCUAUUCUUUCAUGGAGUAUUCAGAGGAAGGAUGGUUUGACCAGGCUGAUCGUUUUCCUCCAAGAUUACUAGCUAUUUUUUUUGCAAUUUUUGAUCCUCUUCAAGGACCCGUGGUCGCCUGUGAAGCUCCAUCUGGUUCUGUCUCUUAUCAAGAUGGUGGAAAAAGCCUAUUAAUUCCUUUUGAAAAUAUAUCUGACUAUGUCAUUCCCAAACGCGAACUUUGCAACAAGACUAUUACUGUUUGUACAAACCAUUACCAAGUGAUUGGUCACCCUAUUUCAAUUCUAGGAAGUAUAUACGAAAGGAAUACACUUAUUUUUAACAUGUGCAUGGUCUUUCACGAAGAAGAGGACUCGGCAUGCUAUAUACCGUUGGUGAAACGACUGGCACGUAACUUGGAGGUCCUUGAAAAGCAAAGCCAUUAUAUCUCCGAUGCAAAAAAACGUUCAGUCAUAUUCAGUAUCAUUGAGGAAAUUUUCGAAGACAUGAAUAACUUUUGUGAAUGUAUGAUUCAGUUGGAUGAUCAAAACUCUAUCAAUAUCAAACUAUUUCCUAGCUUUCCUUCACCUCCAGCUGUUAAGGGUUUUCAUGUCCCUAUUUUGACUGCUCAAUUGGAUUUACUUAUGGAUAAAAAUUGGGAUAUGACUGUACAAAAAGUAUAUCCUUUUAUUAAUGGAAUUAACUCAGUCCAAAGAAUAGCAGAAUUAGCAAAUGUUGAUUACAGCAGUUGUCUGAGAUGCAUGGAGCAUUUUCUUUACUAUGGAUGUCUUAUCAUUGCUGACAUUUUUCAAUUUCAUAACAUAUAUGCCAUGACUACGAAUGCGGCGGACUUGUUGCAAGAUCCUGUUUUCCAAGAGGAGUGCGUUUCUUAUGUUUCUUUUCAAGGUUCAUCUUCAAAAAACGUGACUUUUGCUACUAUAUUUAGGCUAUACUGUUCCCUUAGACAAGGUCUUCGCGUUAAAGACUGGAUGAACGAGAACCGUGAAGUUUUCCGUGGAUUAGAUGUUCGCAGGUUAAUUUCUUUUGGCACCAUUAAAGGGCUCAUAUACCGUGUUCAUAAAUAUCCUUAUCUUGAGCGUAAGAAUACUCAUAAAAAAAUAACACUCGAAGAGGAAAGACUACUCAAUAUGCUUGACGGGACACAUCACUUUGAUGAAUUGUGUAUUAACUUCAAAAAGUCUCCUAAAGUCAUAAACGAAAUGAUUUCAAAGCUAGGAGAUGCUUUAUUUAUCUAUCGUUAACAUGUACUCGUCCAUUAUGAGCAAGAUACUUUUAAUUAACUAUAGUAUUUGAAGAACAUAAAGAUUUUGGCUCCCACCUGCCCUACCUUCCAAAUUCACUUUUUUGUUCCCCACAGACAAAAAGCUCACUUGUACUACUUGCCAUAAAAAGAGUAAUGUGAGCAAUCAGGUUCUUCUCUGGCUCUUGAUAUUGAUGAAUUCUGUAUAUGACAUAAAUUAUAUUUUAUAUAUUCAUUCUACACGUUUAAGCAUUUGCUUGAAACUUUAAGCUUCUAGCAGAUAGAUGAAGUGUUUAUAUAUUUUUUCUCAAUAAUUAAUAAACUACUCGUAAUACAUAACUUCAUAGAGACACUUGAUAAACCAUAAAAUCUUUAUAUUCG